CGCGGGGAGGGUCGCGCCGGGGGCCGGCGGAGCUGCGGCGGCGGGCAGCGCCCCAGGGAGCCGAGGGACCGUCAUGUCGCGCUACACGAGGCCCCCCAACACCUCGCUCUUCGUGCGGAACGUGGCGGACGCCACCCGAAAAGCUAAAGCAGUCCACAGUAGCUGGCAAUCGCCCCCCAGUUUGAACCAACCUGUUAGCUAGAAUCCAAGCCUAAGCCCGGCAGGAAAGACAAAAGGCACCUAAAGGCCAAGCAUCAAGGAGUAAAGAGGGAGGGUGGACACAGAUAUAAAGCCCUGGAAGAGGGGAAGUCUUUACCGAGCGAAAGACAAAGCCAGCACCAGGCUGAGACUUCGGCUUUCCUACAUUUACUCAGAGAUCCAGAGUCAAAGCCAAGUCUGAUUUUGUUGGUUCUGCGUCUCUUAUAAAGUCCAUCUUGCAAGCCUUAAAGAGUAAAGGUCAAGGUUCAAGAUCAAGUGACAUUGAGUGUCCUUAACAGCUAGUCAUAUUUGAAGAUGUCCGAGAUGCUGAAGAUGCUCUCUAUAACCUCAACAGAAAAUGGGUAUGUGGCCGGCAGAUUGAAAUACAGUUUGCGCAAGGGGAUCGCAAAACACCAGGUCAGAUGAAAUCAAAAGAACGUCAUCCUUGUUCUCCGAGUGAUCAUAGAAGAUCAAGAAGUCCCAGCCAGAGGAGAACUCGAAGUAGAAGUUCUUCAUGGGGAAGAAACAGGAGGCGGUCUGAUAGCCUUAAAGAGUCUCGGCACAGGCGAUUUUCUUACAGCCAGUCUAAGUCUCGCUCCAAAUCACUUCCAAGGCGGUCUACCUCAGCAAGGCAGUCAAGAACUCCAAGGAGAAAUUCUGGUUCUAGAGGGCGUUCAAGGUCCAAGUCCUUACAAAAAAGGUCCAAGUCAAUAGGAAAAUCACAAUCAAGGUCACCUCAAAAGCAGACUAGCUCAGGAACAAAAUCAAGAUCCCAUGGAAGACAUUCUGACUCCAUAGCAAGAUCCCCAUGUUGUAAAUCUCCCAAAGGGUAUACCAAUUCUGAAACUAAAGCACAAACAGCGAAACACUCGCAUUUUCGAUCACAUUCCAGAUCUCGGAGUUACCGUCACAAAAACAGUUGGUGAACAACAAAAGCAGAAAACGACAUAGUCUUUAAUAUAAGUUAUUGAACUUCUCAUUAUGUUAAAUAAAAAUUAUUCAAGGCUUACAGAAAAUGUGAGUUGAUAUUAGUUACUUUGGGCAUGUGCAAGAAAUAAUACUUCUCUAACUUUGGAUUAACAAAGAUUUAGUCUCAAGGGCCCACACCACAAAUUAUGAGAUGUCUAAAUGUCACCAUUUCAUGGACCGUUUUUUGUUUACGUUGUCGCAGAAGGUGCUUUUCAAGGAACAUAAGUAAAAUUAAAUGUAGAAAACUCUAAAUUCUUAGAUGUUAAACACUAGUACUUUUAGUACGUUGUACAAAAAUAUUUUUUACUUUAAAGCACUUUACUUUCUUGUAAAAAGUAAUUAUGGGGGCUGGAGUGAUAGCACAGCGGGUAGGGCGUUUGCCUUGCACGCGGCCGACCCGGGUUCAAAUCCCAGCAUCCCAUAUGGUCCCCUGAGCACCGCCAGGGGUGAUUCCUGAGUGCAUGAGCCAGGAGUGACCCCUGUGCAUCGCCGGGUGUGACCCAAAAAGAAAAAAAAAAAAAAAAAAAGUAAUUAUGACUGAUUAUUGCAUAGGUCCUAUUCAAGCUUUUCACACUCUUGUGUCUUCUGUUUAAACUUGAGCCAAUUUUGACCCAUAUUACAUCACAUUCCAAAGUUCUGCAACUUACUUUUAUGUAGAAAUCAAUCAUUCAGAAGAUGUAGUCUAGGAUGGGACCAUAAUAAAAUACGCAGGGCACUUGCCUUGCACACAUAUGGUCCCCAGCAUCCCAUAUGGUUCCCUGAAUCCUGACAGGAAUGACCCCUGAGCACCACCAGGUAUGGCCCCCAAACCAAAAUAAGUGAGAUGCAGUCUAGGGCCGGGAAGCUGGCUCAAACGGUAGAGCACAUGACUGGCAUGGGCAAGGCCCCGAGUCUGAUCCCUAGCAUGACAUGACUCCUGAGCACUGCCGGUGUGGCUCUGGUAAUUCCUGCAGCAUUGCUGAGUAUGGCUCCUAUAUAUUAAAGUUGAAAGGUAUGUUGUAUCCUGAGCUCCUAAAGGUCUUGUUUUUAUUGAAUAAAACAGCAUAGAUAAGCUUACAUUAAAUUCUGUACUGCAUUCACUUCAGAAAGAUCAAAAUAUUUAGAGUAUGAAAUAGGAAGUCAGAGAAAUAGCAUAGCAGGUAGGGCACUUGCCUUGCAUGCGUCCGGCCUGGAUUCAGUCCCCAGCAUCCAUGUAGUUCUCCAAGCACUGCCAGGAAUAGUUCCUGAGUGCCAAGUCAGGAGUAACUUACCCUUGACCAUUGCUGGGUGUGGCCCCAAAACAAAAAAAAUGAAAUUUGGCUUAAAACUUCUCAAAAACUUGUGUACAAACUUAUAGUCCAAAAAAGUUCAUAUUGAGCCUUACGUAUUUGAACAGUAGUACUUUUAUAAAUAUAUAAUUCAUUUUAUACUAUUAUUUCUACAUACAUACUUUUCAUCUGCUUAAUUUUUUUCUUUCUGGAACUCAAGACUUUAAAUUGUAUAAAAUAAGUUUGUUAGUUUUUGAAGUCUUUAGUACCUUGUAUUAAUUACAAAACUGCAUCCUCAAAAUUAACUUUGCAGUAUUCAGAUUUACAUUACACUGCCCUUCAGUUUUUAAACCAAAAUAACUUGGUAUUUAUUGCUUUUGUAGUUAUUAUAAGCAUUUCUUUUAGAACAUGUUUGUAGUUUGUUUUUCAGAGGAUUUUCGUAGUAUUUGUGAUAAAAAUGGUUUUACAUGGUUACUAUAGGGGAUAUAUUUAUAGAGUUCUGUGUGUAUCUUGUUGAAUUAUAUUGAAAAUUAAACAUUCUCAGCCCAUAUAAUUAAUAUUUGUACCUACAGUGCUUAAGAAAAAUAUCAUAUAUUUUUAACAUAUAGAAGCCAGUGUUGCUUCUAUUUGUUUUGAAUACAAAUUUUCAUUUUUCUUUUGAAUUUUAGAUUCCAUGUGUAAGAAACUUUUAAAAAAUAAUUUAUAUGCUGAUAUUUGAACAAUUACCGUAAAUUCGUGUAUAAUGUGCUUUCUAAAUAGACUUUCGCUAUUUAAUCAUAACAAACCUACGCCAAAACUAUAAUUAUUUGAGUGUUCAGCUGUAAUAAAGUUUAGUUAUAAGAUUAUGUGGCACUCUUGAAAAUUUAAAUGCUAGCCCAAAGAAAGAGCAAGAUAAAUUAUAACAUUUUAUAUUUUCUAAAUAAAUGUUUGGAUUUACAUGCACACAUAUGCAGUUAUUCUAAAUACUAACUAGGAAUCAAUCAUCAUGUCUUUAAUUUGCAUUUGGUUAUUAUUAUAUCUUAGUAAAAAGUUAAUUGGGGGUUGUUUCUGAACAUGUUUAAUCAUUUAAUAUUCCUUUCUUUUGUUUUUUCAUUUUAAUUCCCAGACUGCUUAGGAAUAUCUUCCUAAUUGGUUUGAUGGGAAAACUGGCAUCAUAAUAAUUCAGACUAAAAAAAAAUUUUACUUGGGUAGUACUCUUAACAUUAUUUGCCCAUUUAGUUUGCAUAACAACUUUCUGAGUAAAAAGCAUAUCAGGGAUGUGAGAUACAAAGAACUUCAGUGAUAGGCAUGAAGGUCAGGCUGGAGUAAUAGCACAGCGGGGAGGGCACUUGCUUUUCAUGCAGCUGACCUGGAUUCGAUUCCCAUCACUGCAUAUAGUCCCUCUAGCAACACCAGGAGUAAGAUCAGAGCACCUUGGUGGGCUCCCCCAAAAAAACAAAGUCAGUUACCCAUUAGACUUUGGGUCUUGGCUGGGCUCCAGACUCUUGACUUCCAUGCUAAGCUUUUCACACACCAAGAGCCUUGGACAGACUGGUAGUUAACCGAGAUAAUGAAAGGAGAGGAUGGGAUUUGAAGAAGACGUGAGUGGAGUCUUCAGUGAAAAUGAGCUCAGGAAAGGCUGGGUGGAAAGUGACUGGCAUUUGUGCAGGCAUCCUGGAAAUUUUUCUGGGAUUCAUUUUUGAUAGAUUCCCUACAUCUUAGACCAAUUAAGAGAGGAUAAGCUCAUUACUGGGGCUGGAGCAAUAGCACAGCGGGUAGGGCAUUUGCCUUGCACGAGGCCAACCCGGGUUCAAUUCCCAGCAUCCCAUAUGGUCCCCUGAGCACCGCCAGGGGUAAUUUCUGAGUGCGGAGCCAGGAGUGACCCCUGAGCAUCGUUGGGUGUGACCCAAAUAAAGCAAAAAAUAAAUAAAUAAGCUCGUUACUAAAGCAAAUGAUUUAGAUAUCCGUGAUCAUUUCCUUUAAAGGAAAUUGACUCAGUUGACUUCUCAGGCUUAAUGUAGGGACACUAUCUCAGUUUUUUUCAGAAUCAAAGAAGACAAGUUAAUGUCAAAGAAAACAGAAAGGGCCACUACCUCUGUUUGUUUCCUCUGUCCCUCUUGAUAAUACACAAAAAUUUUGUUUCUUGGGCCAUACCCAGGGGUGUUCAGGGCUUACUCCUGGCUCUGUGCUCAGUGAUCACUCCUUGAGGGGUGUGGAGGACCAUAUAAUGCUGGGGAUUGAACUCUGGUUCUCUGCAUGCAAGACAAAUGCCCUACCUGCUGUACUGUCUCUCCGGUCCCUAGAAAACAUUUUUAGGUAUUAAGUGAGUAACGGGCACCUCUGCAUCAAAAUCUCUCCUUUGGUGAAAAUUGAUAUUUAGGAUUGUAGCAUGAUUCUGCCAUUGGUAUUCCAGAUCAUUUAGGGUCUCUGGGAAAUGCACAUCCUUUUGGAGGUGGUGGGAGAGGGGAUGUGGUACCAAGGAUCAAACUCACGGCCUCACACAUGUAAGACAUGUGCUCUACCACGAAGCCACAUCCCUAGCCCACAUACUGUAUAUUGGUAGUGUUUUUUAAAAGUUCCUAGGAUGAAACAAAUUGACUUUAAAAUAAUUGACUGGGGGCUGGAGUGAUAGCAUAGCGCAUAAGGCUUUCCCUUGCAUGUGGCCGACCCGGGUUCGAUUCCCAGCAUCCCAUAUGGUCCCUGAGCACCGCCAGGAGUGGUUCCUGAGUGCAGAGCCAGGAAUAACCCCUGUGCAUCGCCAGG
Messenger RNA from Sorex araneus (European shrew), 5156 nucleotides. It is a transcript of the gene SRSF12, whose product is annotated as serine and arginine rich splicing factor 12. The transcript is spliced from 5 exons. Gene Ontology annotation, molecular function: RNA binding. The coding region runs from base 621 to 1124 and encodes 167 amino acids. The record is from RefSeq and is a predicted model, not a curated record. NCBI's taxonomy places the organism in Eukaryota, Metazoa, Chordata, Mammalia, Eulipotyphla, Soricidae.